Molecule: messenger RNA, 1138 nt
Organism: Plutella xylostella (diamondback moth)
Lineage: Eukaryota; Metazoa; Arthropoda; Insecta; Lepidoptera; Plutellidae
Product: syntaxin-1A
Biological process (GO): vesicle fusion; intracellular protein transport; exocytosis
Cellular component (GO): plasma membrane; endomembrane system; SNARE complex
Molecular function (GO): SNARE binding; SNAP receptor activity
Source: RefSeq, a predicted model, not a curated record
CAGCAUAGUCCCCAUUUUUUUUCAUGAGCUCUCCUAUAAUUUGAAUCACCUGUGAUUUGGGCGCAUCCUGUUAUCGGCCCCUUAACGUUUGUAUGUAAUGUAGCGUUAUCAUAUCAGUGCGAGAUUAGAUACCGCGAGUGUAGGACGCAGUGUCGGGGGCGGUCACUAGUGUUAUUAUUCUGUGCUAGUGUUGUGAAUUUGUGAAUAUAAUGAGAAGCAAGGACCGGCUAUCAGAACUCCAAAAUAUUCAAAAUGUUUCAAAUAAUGGCCAGAUAUACAACGAAACAGUCGAGAUAUACGUGCACGGGGAGAAGAAUUACGAAAAGGAUGAAAUACAGAACAUAUUCAAUGAGGUGGACCGCAUGCGCGCGUGGAUCCACGACAUCAACGGCAACACGCAGCUGAUGCGGAGGCUCCACGCCGACCCCACCUUCCACACCAACAAGCACCUCCAAGACCAGUUAGACUCCGUAAUAACGCAAUCCAACGCCAUCGGCCUCAAGAUCUGCGGCGCCCUACGCCAGUUCGAGUCCCGAGCCAGUGCUAAGAAGAAUGACGUGAAAGCGCGGCUUUCGAGGCUACAAUACGCCACCACCAGGCAGCUUUAUAGCGACGCGUUGACGAAGCAUGAGCAGACACUGCAAAUGAUCAAGGAUGCCCAGUAUGAUCUGUUGCAGGAGCAGAUUAGGUUGACCAAUCUCUCCAUAUCUGAAGAAGAGUGCCAGAAUUUAUUAGAAACCAACAACAUAUCCCUGUUCGUUGAUAACUUGCAAGCCGAGACUCAAGAAGCUAGACUAGUGCUAAGAGACGUCGAAGCUCGACAUCAGGAAUUAUUGCGAAUCGAGGAAUCCCUCAAGGAUGUGAAGGAACUCUUCGUUCAAAUGUCCCAUUUAGUUGCACAGCAGCAAGAUUUAAUUGAUACCGUUGAAUAUUAUGCGAGCCAAGCAACAGAGCAUGUCGAAUACGGUGGCCAAGAACUUAUGAAAGGAACAGUCAGUCGAAAAAAAGCGAGAAAUAAAAAAGUCGGUCUAAUCGUCUGUUUGGUGUCCGGUUUCCUACUAGUGUUAUUUGUACUUAUAGUCACGUGAUAAAUUAUAAUUAUAAAAUAUUUAUAUCGGUAAUUAAAAGUGUCUAAAUA